Messenger RNA from Leptomonas pyrrhocoris, 519 nucleotides. RefSeq lists its product as hypothetical. Bases 1 to 519 code for a protein of 172 amino acids. The record is from RefSeq and is a predicted model, not a curated record. NCBI's taxonomy places the organism in Eukaryota, Euglenozoa, Kinetoplastea, Trypanosomatida, Trypanosomatidae. The transcript has a single exon.
AUGUUUCCCCGUUACGCGUGCUCCGGGUCCUGCGACACAUUGCACCAUCUGCGCCGAGUGUCACAGUUCCGACGUGCCCAGAAAAGUCGACCAAAGUUGGGGUGUUCGCCGCAACGCAUCCUCGACAACUUUACCUCUUCAAAACAAGUCAAGGGUUCCCCCGUUAACAAGUCUUGCGAAGAAAGGUCAGAGAAACGAUCGCCACACAAGUGGAAGCGAUGCGUGUCCUGCCUCAGCUGCGUCUUCCAUUUGCGUACCAGCGAGCGUGUCAGGGAGGAGCGAAGGUCAAUGAUCCAGACUGGAUUUACCCUCGACGAGGUGUCUGCACCCGUAGUAGCCGCUUCCACCGCAACUGUGUUGGCAGCCUCGUUAGGAGGCACCCCCACAUGUGCGUACACAAACUGUAGGUGCAUUUGCCAACCUUUUGCCGCCAGGGACAACAGACAAGACCAAACUUCACUCUCAACCCUCGAGCGCUGGAGCAAUGGACCGGUACCUAGAGCUGCCAGUAGAGACUGA